This is a messenger RNA of Paracoccidioides lutzii Pb01, 660 nucleotides long. RefSeq lists its product as hypothetical. The transcript has a single exon. The record is from RefSeq and is a predicted model, not a curated record. The coding region runs from base 1 to 660 and encodes 219 amino acids.
AUGGACCAUGACCUUCUCGACAGCCUCCUAGACCUAGAGGAGGGUUUCUACAAAGAAGGAUACGACCUGGGAGUCCGUGACGGCGCCCGGGCAGGAUACAGCGAAGGCAGCGUCUUCGCCGUAGAAAAGGGCUUCGAGAAGUUCCAGGAAAUGGGCAGGCUCUACGGCAAGGCUAUCAUCUGGGCUAAACGGUUGCCCGGGGAUCAUGGCCUUUUGCUACAGCCGAGCCCUCCAACAGGAGCAGUGGCGGCGGUGGAUGGUUCGGAUAAUACCACCACUGCCAUCGCUUCGACGGCACAAACCCCUACUCUAGAAAGAAAGGACAUACCUAAGUCCAGAAUUACAGGCACACCCAUCCCUUCAUUGCCCGCAUUACCCUCCAACCCCCGCCUCCAAAGGCUAAUCGCCCUCGUCCUCUCCCUGGUCGACCCGCUUUCACUCUCACUGCAAAACUCCGAGGAUGCCGUUGCGGACUUUGACGAGCGGUUGAAAAAGGCUGCGUCGAAAGCGAAGGUUAUUGAGAGGGUGUUGGGUGAGCAGAGUGGUGAUGGCUAUUCCUAUUCCUCUUCCUCGCAUCGCAAAGGGAAUCGAGGUGCUGCGGGUGAUAAUAUUGAAGAAAUUGGGCCGUUGCCGGAGAGGAUGUUGGGGGUGAGGGAUUGA